CAACUGGUCACGCAGGCUACAGGUAGCCCACACCACCAAACCUGUCAAAUUCCACGGACUCUUGUCACUCUGAUCACCUGGAUUUCUGGGGCAGGCCUCUGAUUGUGGGCACACCAGGGGUGGACGCUGACGAGGGGUUGCCACACCUCUCAGUGGGUGAUUUUCUCCAUGCCAACCUAUAUACUCAUACCUUUCUGUGCCACCAUAACCUCAGCACCUCACGAUGUUAAGCCUCAUCAAACUACCUCGCGGCUUAACAAUCAAUCAGGUUCCCAAAGUGUUUCAUGAGAAGGGGAUCAUAUCGGGGUACCGGCACCCCCACAGCUCAGCCAGAGAUUGUGUCCUUAGCAUCUUCCAACUGACCAAUGAGACCCUCAACAUCUGGACACAUUUCCUCCCCAUAUGGUUCUUCCUGUGGAAGCUGCUGACGGUUGCCUGGGCGAUGGAGGAGGGAGAGCGCGGCCUGCGCUCCUGGCCUCUGCUGGUGUUCCUGGCGUCCUGCUGCGUGUACCCGCUGGCCUCCAGCUGUGCCCACACCUUCAGCAGCAUGUCCGUCAGGGCGCGACACAUCUGCUUCUUCUUCGACUACGGUGCAAUCAGCCUGUACAGUCUCGGGUCAGCAGUGGUCUACUCUUCAUAUGCAUUCCCUGAGAAGUGGGUAAACAGCACAUUUCACCACUGGUAUGUCCCCAUCGCUGUCCUUAACUCAGUCAUCUGCACUGCUCUGGCCUGCUGCUCCAGAUUAGGCUUGCCGUUUAUUCACUACAACGCAGAAACAAUUAAAGGUGUGCCGGACUAUCAAGGUACAAAGCUGAAGCCUCUUCGUAUUAUGGCCUUUGCAUACCCUUAUUAUUACGAUAACAUCCCGUUAUUUUACAGAUUAUUUGUGUGUGUUGGUGAGGGCUGCACAGACAACGAGGCCAACGGUGUUCAUCAUCAGCACAUAGCUCUGGCCUUCCUCACUGGCUUUCUCUUCGCCACUUGUCUGCCAGAGCGGCUGGCUCCAGGGAGUUUCGACUACAUAGGGCAUAGUCACCAGCUGUUUCACGUGUUUGCUAUUGCUGGCACUGUUGUCCAGAUUAAGGCCAUAGAGUUGGACAUGGUCUUGCGUCAGCAGUGGCUUCACUCACACUCUCCUCCCAUUACCUUCACCAACACCAUGGGGGUGGCUCUGGUGUCUGUGGUGGCCAAUCUGUCUGUUAUUUACAUAUGUUGUCAUGCACUGUUCUCAUCCGCAAACAUCAAGAACAAAGACAACAAAUUGUCAAACAUUAUCAAGGGCUGUGACUCAUGUUCACCUAGUAGUGUCUUUUGUUGUCUGCAAUAGUUAGGGGCAAUGGCACAUGAUUGCCCUCUUGACAGGUGUGAGACAGGAAAACACUGUUACAGUAAGUGUAAUUUGUCACUCAAAGGGAAUGGCCAAUGACUGACACAUAGAAGGACGCAGGUCUGUUAUGUUGUUAUUUGAUAUGUUAGUGAAAAAGAACUGGGAACCAACUAACCUAAAUGUUUCUCUUUCACUAAAGGCUAUAAAGAUAGCUGUUACACUAUUAGAAUCCAAUUAACAAUGAAGCUGUAGCUAUAUCUGAAAAUAUUUUUUAAAAAAAUGAGUAAUUAAUGUUGUCCAUGCACUAAAGAAGCACUAGGCCUACAUAUUAAGGGUGAAAUAUAUUUUCCUGUAUUUUAAUAAAGAAUAUUUAU
Sardina pilchardus (European sardine) is the source of this 1701-nucleotide messenger RNA. RefSeq names its product progestin and adipoQ receptor family member Va (gene paqr5a). The coding region runs from base 224 to 1327 and encodes 367 amino acids. Gene Ontology annotation, molecular function: signaling receptor activity. Lineage: Eukaryota; Metazoa; Chordata; Actinopteri; Clupeiformes; Clupeidae. The transcript has 9 exons. The record is from RefSeq and is a predicted model, not a curated record. Gene Ontology annotation, cellular component: membrane.